GCCUAGCUUAGCACUCAGGUACACGCGGUCGGCGAUCGACCAGUCGUAGACCACUGGGCCACCAGUUAGGAGGCUCUACACUUCUCCAAACUUCCACAGAAGAUUUAUCUCCGGCUGAGAGGUAAAGCUGAUUAGCAUUUUUACCAUUUUUAAACCAUUUUUACCAUUUCUACAUCACUCUGGUCAACGACUAGUUACUUUACGACAGGCAGAGAAAGUGCUAUUUUCUUCGCGUGCUAUGUAUGACGUCAUUUCCGAGCGUAAUAAAACAUCGAUUCAGUACAGGAAUCGAGUAAACUUUUUAUGUAACAACUUUUGUUACUUUUCAAUCUGAUUCAAACUUCCGCGUUUUUUUCUUGAAUUGAGUUUUUACCGUAGCCGAAGCAUAAUGACGUCCCACUGCUGCCAUCUUGCGGCCAUAUUGAAAACUCAGAAAAGAGCCAUAAAAAUCGUCUUUAUUGCAAAGAAUGCGUACAACAGACAGUAAGGAGUGACUGUAAAUGACUGUGUUUGAAUCCGGGGGACUGCAUCCUACCUGGCCGCUCUACCAAAGCCAGACGUUCGGAGGCUCCUGCUCCAGCUGCGAAUCAGCCUGGUCGGGUCACAGGUCACAGGUCACAGGGGCCGCAACCUAAGAAGAGAAACCCAAAUCUCAGAUGGCCGAGCCACCUCAUCCGGAUUCUCUCAGUGCGGCGAAGCAGCGGUUCUACUCCAGAUUUCUCUCGGAUGACAACGCUUCUUCUCACCUUACCUCUAAAGGAGAGCCCAGCCACCCCGUGGGGGAAACUCAUUUGGGCUGCUUGUACCUGCCAUCUUGUCCCCACGGUCACGACCCCACGCUAAUGACCUUAAGCGAAUGCAGGAACGUCGUAGAUUUGGAUACGGAAGAAACAGUUAAGCGGAGUGGGUGUCCUCAGCAGAAAAAGGAGGCAUCUUUUCAACGUUCUGACCAAACUCCAUCCACACCCCCCCCUUGUCCACAGCCGUGUAGUAAGACAAGAAAGACAGUCAGCGAGGUGAAUAAAGCCUACAGAGAAAGAGUUAAAGCAGACCCUCAAAGGUACGAAACGCAUCUUGCUGAAAGUCGACAGCGCAGCAAAGAGUACCGAGAUGAAAUCCGCACGGAUGAAGAAAAGAGGAGGAGGAGCAAUGAAGCGGCGAGGUUAAGAAUGGCGAGGAUGCGAGCCAGGAAACGGGAACAGACUCUGGCUUCAGGAGGUCCAGCCAGAUUAAGAACACGCAAAGAUUGUCCAGCGAGAAGACGAACACGCAAAGAUGACAAAGACCAACACAAACUGAGAGAGAAGUGGAGGCUACAGAAACAAAAGCAGAGAGAGAAGUGGACGCCGCAGAAACGCGCACGUAUAAACAUGCAAAAGAGGAACGAACGGGCUGAAAAGAAGAGACAGGAAGUGGUGGCAGGAGUGUGUGAGCGAGCUGGUUCAACGCAGACUCAAACGGAAGGAAAUGAGAGCGGAGAGUGCAUCACAUUCGGUUCCUGAUGUCGACUCACUCAAAGCCGUUAUUGGAAAGAUCCUGGAAAAGGCCUCGCCAAGGAAAAAGGGGGCUUGUAGCAAAACCACAUCAAACUACUUCAAAUCAUUUCUUUACAGGACUUUCAAAUUAAGAGUUUUACCACGAUGUUCUUGCUGUGAUGUCAUGUUACACUCAAGAUCAUGUUCAUGUAUUUAUCCCAAAAUCUGUGGAAAUAUUGUUAUUGUUAUCACUCAUUUCCAUGCAGCAUCUUGUUGAAGUAUUCAAUAAUAAUAAAGUCCGCAAUAUCAUGUUUCUAUGUUUGUGUGUACACCAGGAGUAGGAGCAAGU
Molecule: messenger RNA, 1824 nt
Organism: Doryrhamphus excisus (bluestripe pipefish)
Lineage: Eukaryota; Metazoa; Chordata; Actinopteri; Syngnathiformes; Syngnathidae
Source: RefSeq, a predicted model, not a curated record